GGAGUGUCCAUCAACCCACCUUGAACAACAAGAACAACAACACCAGACUACCCACACAGAACCUCUAAUACUUCAAAUCUCCAAUCAUUUUCAACAUGCUCUCCAAAGUCCUCGCUGCCACCAUUCUCUCAGGUCUCGCCUUGGCUGCCCCCAUGUCUAAGCGACAGAACCCUCGACACAUCUCCAAGAUCUACGCCAGCAACGGACAAUGUCUUGGUUUCACCGAGUCUCAGGACCUGUACAACGGUACCCCCGUAGGAAACGUCGACUGCAACUCUGACGCUGCCAUCGAAUGGAUGUUCUUCGUCGGAGAGGCCAACCACAUCUACCCCGGCACGAACCCCAACUUCGUCUUGGACGCUGGUUCCGACCCCCACAACUUUGGAAAGUUGCACCUCUGGCAGCCCUAUGAAAACUUGUUCCAGCAAACCUGGUGGUACACUACCGACAACCGAAUUGCCAUCUACAACGGUGACCAGUGCAUCGACGACGGCAACGGUGGACAAACUUACCAAUGCACAACUGGAAACACGAACCAAGUCUGGUUAUACGACGGCGAGCCUGGCCACUACACCUGCGAGGACGCCACUACCACCACCGUUACUGUCACUGCCACUCCCACCGCCACUUCGUCGUAAACGAGUGACAUGAUUCUAUGCCAAACCCGAGGCAUAUGGACAUUGAAUUUACUGUAUCGAUCAACAUAAUCAGUCUCCAC
Messenger RNA from Kockovaella imperatae, 718 nucleotides. Its product is annotated as ricin B lectin domain-containing protein. The record is from RefSeq and is a predicted model, not a curated record. Lineage: Eukaryota; Fungi; Basidiomycota; Tremellomycetes; Tremellales; Cuniculitremaceae. The transcript is spliced from 2 exons. Bases 96 to 638 code for a protein of 180 amino acids.